Messenger RNA from Xyrichtys novacula (pearly razorfish), 10416 nucleotides. Lineage: Eukaryota; Metazoa; Chordata; Actinopteri; Labriformes; Labridae. The record is from the annotation of a GenBank genome assembly.
CUCGGGGACAAAUUCACAAGACUUUUUUCAGUCAAGGGGAACCAAGUAAACGUUUGCGCAACAUUUGUUGAAGGAGUGGUUUAGAAGCAGCGCACAUUCCUGCCAAGAACUUUCUUCCUUAUCUGCACAGACCUGAAAUGUGAGUAAAAGUCAGUGAGCAGAGUUUCUCCUAAGUGACCAAAGAUAAUCUGGUGGAAUGUUCAGGUUUAAUUAUUUAAGAUAGGGGUUGUCCCGUACACCUAACCCGCUGAAGAGCAGAGAUUAUACAUUACAAAUCAUUGAGGGAAGUGUGAGUUUAAGGCAUUUUUUCUUUGGAACAAUAGGUGGCAGUAUUACCAUGCACAGGUAUUUUUGCAAGGUAAGGAUGACUGUUGAAUUUUUGCCACACUGUAUGUGCUAGUAGGUGAAAUGAGCAUGUCAACAGGAGGGUCAUAGUGAGACCAGAUGGGCCAGAAGAUGAGCACUGAGCCUUUGAGUCGCUCUGAGGUGUUUGGACAGCUCAGAAAGGAGCUCUAUGGAGAGGAGAAGCCCAGCCAAUCCAACACACACAUUUUCAUCAUCCUAGGAGCAUCUGUGAGUACAAACUAACGCUCUUACAACAUGGCAUGAACAACUGUUUCCUCUUAUGUAAAAUUAAAACUUCAGCUCUUGCAGCUUCCCUACAACAGAGUUCAAUGUAGACAAAGUUUUGUGUGCUGUUGCCAGGUCUUCCUACAAAGGAUUUUAAAAUCUAAACAGUAGGUUGAAAUGAACAUAAAUGUGAGUGGGCCCCAACAGGGGAGGGGAACAGUUCACCGGGGAGCUUUGCAGUGCGGUGAUCAGACUAUGAGAGCCGGGUGAAUGAGCAUAUAUUGACUGAAAUGUGCUGCUUCUACUUUUUCCUUUGUUGGUCACUGAGCAAAGGAAAUGACUUUACAGAAUAAAUGCCUUGUCAGCUUGUUUUUAUUUGCUUCAAUUGUUGCACAAUAUCUACAUUUGUUGAAAAAAGUCGUUCAUUUCAGUCUAUCUUUGCGUAUCAAAAGCCUUUAAAGAAUGAGUGCUCUCACAUUAACCAACAUAUCUGCACACUCCACUCAACUGUGAGCACUUAUAUCAAAGUAAAUCUGCUCUUUGGACUUUGUAUUGAUCAAUGUUGGCCUCAGGAUUUAUCUGGAGGUGCUCCAUUAUUUCUCUUUGAUUUGUAUUUUUUUAUUUAAUUUUUUGCACAGGGGGAUCUUGCUAAAAAGAAGAUCUAUCCAACUCUGUGGUGAGUACAGUAGCAGCUCAAACACCGGCUUGCAUGUGAUAUAGUCUAAAACUGUUUGGUCACUUUGUGCUGUUUGACCUUUGGCCAGUGUUCUGCAUCACUGCUGACAGGCUGUUCCUCCUGUAGGUGGUUAUUCAAAGAUGGGCUCCUCCCAGAUGACUCCUACUUUGUGGGAUUUGCCCGAUCUAAUCUGACAGUGGAAGACAUCAAGGCAGCCUGUCUGCCUCAUAUGAAGGUAGAUUUCCAUAAUAGUUCUAACACACAGUACUGCUGAUUGUCUGAGUGUGUUUUCAGAGAUAAUGUAAUUUUCCCUUCAGGUGACUGAUGAAGAGAAUGAGAGCCUCUCAGAUUUCUUCAGUAAGAACUCCUACGUCAGAGGCCGAUAUGACGAUGACAGCUCCUUCUUACAGCUCAAUGCUCAUCUGUCAUCUCUGCCAGGAGGAACGGAUGCCAACAGGCUCUUCUACCUGGCUCUGCCACCCACUGUCUACCACCAUGUCACCACAAAUAUCAGCGCCCACUGCAUGGGUCACAAGUCAGUGUCUGAUAUGGUCACAAGUUUUCAGAAGGAGUGAUUUUGUGACUAUUUGAUUGUGUUAAUUUAAUCAGCUGUGUUCAAAAACAGAGGCUGGAACAGGGUGAUUGUUGAGAAGCCUUUCGGUCAUGACCUGCAGAGCUCCCAGGAGCUGUCAGCCCACCUGUCCUCCCUGUUCACAGAGGACCAGAUCUACCGCAUUGACCACUACCUGGGCAAGGAGAUGGUCCAAAAUCUAAUGGUGCUCAGGUAACAAGGUCCACACACAAUCUUUCACUCAUUUUAAUAAUAAUAAUAAUAUCUUACAUUUGUAUAGCGCCUUUCAAGAUACCCAAAGCGCUUAACAACACACUACAAAAAACCUAACUAAAUACCAAAAGCCUGGAUAAACAGGUGUCGCUUCAGAGCAGACUUGAAAGAGUCCAGAGUUAAAUGUCAUAAAUACGUUUAAGAACAGUUGUUUAACACAGUCAGGAAGCAUUUCAUCAGAGCUUGCAUAUUUGAGAUCCAUAAACGUAUAUCACUCUUCUGCAGAUGCUUUGAACUCUGUUAAGUAACAUCACAGCAGACUGUCUCUUCUCGAGUCAAACCCACAAUCACUGAGACAAGACUACAGCUUCUGUCCAUGGUGCGCUUGCUGAAACCAGUAGCCCAACUGUCCCCCCUGAGAUUAUCUCUGCCAUGUUCAACUACCAUGCAUGCCACCAAAGCAAAUGGCAGACUUUUAUCGUGAUGUCCAGUUGACCCAAAGAAACAUAUGGCUACUGCACAUUAUGCAAAGUUGCUGGUCUGCGGUGACAUGUAGAAACACACACAGAGGAGUUAGAAUGCAGGAAAGUAUUUACGUUUUGCCGUGGGCCACAUCAUGGGGGGAAAGUGGGACUGACUACCAAGGGCCCCAAAGAGGGUUGGACCUUUAAAUGGUCUGACAUUAAAACAUAAUUUUCCCCUUUAAAUCAUUAAUCCCAUUAAAAAAGAUAAUCAACAUUGGUCCAAAUAGGAUGAAAUUAGGAAGAUUAUGAACCAGUUAUUUAGUCUGCGUCGCACUUGGAUUAAUAUUUUACAUAAUCUAGGAAGCUAGAUGACUGACUCUGGAGUGCUGCAGCUCCCCCAGUAGACCACAAUAUUUGGAGAAUCUUCUGUUUGUUUGAAACUAAGAUGGAGUGUAUGCUCCCCUCUGCCUUCCUGUACUAAUGAUGGUAUCUCAACUAACAGGGGUUUGUAAUUAUAUAUAUGACCACAGAUAUUUCUGAGACGUAUCACGCUUUAACUGCUGUUACUUUACUUCAACACAAAAGUGUGGUUAUCUGUGUCUUGAGAUGGGUAUUCUGGGUUAUAGAGGUGAGGUUAUAGCAGGUGUUCAGGGUUAGCUUGGGCUGUGGCGGUGGUAUCCAGGAAGAUGACUUUUUAAGAGGGUCAGAUUUUCUGUCAACACCUCCUGUUUGGGAUCAAGCAAGUUCCAGUACAGUGUCAGAACUGGUUGUCUUGGCCAACGGAAAUACGCUAAUUAAUAUGAAUAAAAAUGUGUUUUUAUUUAAAAUGCUGUUAACUACUUAUUGCUGUUUGUUUAACUGUUGUAUUUAAGACAUCAGCCAUCACACUAAAGCUCGUGCUGUUAUAAGGAACAUCUGGACUUCUGUGAUUUAAUCUAAAGCAGGAGGCUGCAGGCUGAGUGCCAUGGAUAAUCACAGCUGUGCUUAAAUUCAGUGCAGCAUCAUUACUACAAAAUCUCUUUGUUUGUUAUUAAUUAUUGGUUUUAUUCUCUCCCCUCCAGGUUUGGAAAUCGUAUCUUUGGACCCAUAUGGAACAGGGAUAGUGUGGCCUGUGUGGUCCUUACCUUCAAGGAGCCUUUUGGCACUCAGGGCCGUGGAGGAUACUUUGAUGACUUUGGUAUCAUAAGGUCAGAACGAGUAAAUUCAGUCACAUCAUUUGAUGAAAUGUUACAGUUUUCUGUCAGGGGGCGUUUCUUUAGCCGUAUUCUUACUCUUGUUUCUCAAUAAAGAGAUGUCAUGCAGAAUCAUCUCCUGCAGAUGCUCUGUUUGGUCGCCAUGGAGAAGCCUGCUUCCACCAGCCCGGAUGAUGUGAGGGAUGAGAAGGUAAAACUGUCAACUGAGCAGUUAGAAAAGUACAUUUCUGAGCACGUUUUCUGAACUUAAUUGGGGUCUAUGUCAGUGCAAUGUUAUUCUAAUGAAACUAUCGGUGUGCUGUAGGUGAAGGUGCUGAAAAGCAUAGCUCCUGUUGCUAUUUCUGAUGUGGUGCUCGGUCAGUAUGUGGGAGACCCUGAUGGGGAGGGCCACUCCAAACUGGGUUACCUUGACGACCCUACUGUACCCAAAGGCUCCUGCACACCAACAUUUGCCACCGCCGUGCUUUAUGUCAAGAAUGAAAGAUGGGAUGGUAGGACAGAACUGCUUUUCUUAUGUAAUGACAAAGUAAUUUCUGAUAGUUUUCUCCCUGACAUGUUUUAUCAAGAUCAUGUCUGCCACCUUCUCCACUCUACAGGAGUUCCCUUCAUCCUACGCUGUGGUAAAGCUCUGAACGAACGAAAGGCAGAAGUGCGUCUGCAGUUCACAGAUGUGCCAGGAGAUAUCUCUAAUGAACGCUGUCGGAGGAACGAGCUGGUUGUGCGGGUGCAGCCGGACGAAGCAAUAUACCUGAAGAUGAUGACCAAGAGGCCUGGGGUUUACUUCAGCCCUGAAGAGACUGAGCUGGACCUCACAUACAAGAGCAGAUACAAGGUGUUUCAAUCGUACAUGGUUCUCGUUCAUCAUUAAGGUCAAAUUUUAAGCUCAAAAAAGUUGUUUUUUAAUCUUUUGAGAGUGAUUACUAUUUCUUUUAAACUGUUUCUUGCUUACACCUGUUUUUUUACACCUGUUAGUCUUAUAUUCUCAAAAGAAUCUCAAAAGAGCAAAAAUUAAAAAAAAAAAACUCAAUCCAUAACAGACAUUUAACUUUGCUAUAAAUAAUGACAUGUGAGUCAGACAUGCUUUAAUGUAACAAUCAACCUUUACAUCUCAUAACUUAAAAAUGUAUUAGUCUUUAGUUUAUAUAUGAUGUUACCCAAAGGUAACUUAACAUGAGUGCUUACAGUGUGGAGAUACACUACAUAGGAAAAUUGUUAGAAAUGAAAAAAAGACCCCUUCAGUUUAAAUAUUACUCUAUGCUAAAGUAAUGGAACAUAAAAACCUACAUAUUAUGUAUUUGAAGCAUUCAGGUUUUAUCUAUACAACAAUCUCCAGAACUUAAAUGAGCAGGUAUUUACAGAUUUUCUAACAUCAUCCUCCAGAAUGUGAAGCUCCCAGAUGCUUAUGAGCGGCUGAUCCUGGAUGUCUUCUGUGGAAAUCAGAUGCACUUUGUGCGCAGGUUGGUUGUGUUGUGUAUAGUUACAUCUGUUUCCCAGGUACUUCGUGUUAAUGUUUCAUUUUUUUGUUUGUCUGUUUCUUUCUCUGUUCCAGUGAUGAGCUUCAUGAGGCCUGGAGGAUCUUCACUCCCCUCCUCCACCAAAUAGAGGCAGAGAAGAAGAGUCCCAUCCCUUACGUUUAUGGAAGGUAAAACUUCAUGAGAUGUUAAAAUGAAGAAACAUGAUGAGCAUUUUCAUUUUGAGUGACCUGUACCUUUAUUACCAUCUCAGUCGGGGUCCAAACGAAGCAGACGAUCUCGUGAGGAGGGUGGGAUUCCGCUAUGAGGGAACAUACAAGUGGGUGCAGCCCCACUCAGUGUAAUACCUCCUUUCUCACACUGAUGAGCUCAUGAACACACAAACACGCACCUGUGUCAGCAAGUUUACAAAAUAAAAAGUUUACUACGAAUCUUCCACUGCUGUGACUGUGUGAUUUUGUCUGCAUGUUAAAAAACCCACCAUACUUUAGUUUUUAAUAAAUCUCUAAUCAAACAAGAACUAAUAUUGUGAUUAAAAAACCUGCAGCUGCCUGAUUUAAGAGUUCACUUGUAGUUUAAAUUCUUAAAAAUAAAUCAUCAUUCACUGUUCCUCUUCUCUUUUCUGUCUUAUUUUUAACCUCACUGACUCUUCCUGACAACUUUAUGUGUGUGAAACUUUUAGUGCAAGAUAAUCUGUUUUCACGUGUUUUUAAAUUUUACAGUUCCACUAUUUCUCCACUAUUAGCAGGCUGUGUUCACAGUUGUUACUCAAUCACGAAAACACUGAAUGAGGUGCACACAAAGCAACACCAGUACCACAUAUUUAAACCAGGAGGGCUUGUUGGGCUGGUUUAAAAUAUGAGGUGACUCCCUUAGUAACAGUCAGACACAAAGGAGAAACGUUUGAAUGUCCCUCAUUGGGGGAAAAAUGGCUCCCAGGUAGGUGUUUUUUUCAUAGCAACUAAGAUUUCAAGUUAUUUAUCUGUCACAAUGCUUGAAUUAGCUCUAAUAUUUCAAUCUCAGUUUAGUCAAAGCAUUUCUAGAGUUUUUUCACCUGUUAAUUUUACCUAUGUCUGUCCCUAUCAGGUGCGUGGACUAGGAUGGCGUCUCUUACCCUUAAACACAAAUCCACCCAUAAUCUGGAGCAAUGUGAAGAGCAGCAGAGACAAUUGUCUGUUUAAACAUCCUCUCCUCCAGGACUGUUGUGUCUUUCUGUCAUCUGUUAUUUGAUUAACAUUUACUGUACGGAGUGCAGAGCCAGGUCAUGAUGAUACAUGACGCAAUAAAAACCGAAGAUACUUUUUAAAGUGAUAUUUGUUACUACAGUGUUGAGCUUAGGGGAGAGUGGGGUAAGAUGAGCCAUUUUUCAUAUUUCAGAUCACUACAUCAAGACAAUCAUAGUUUUGUCUCAAACCAGUGUAUCUGCAUAUAUUUUAAGAUGUAGCGCAUCCCUGCAAACCAACAGAAUGAGUGUAAACAUAACUGUCUUGAUAAUAUAGCAUGCCAAAAAAAGUGUUGUCCUUUGGUCAACUUACCCGUGUAUGGAGUAAGUUAAGCCAUAUCCAUACCCCCCACCCCAGCCCCACCCCAGCCCUCCCUCACCUUCUCCCUCCCUAAAUAACAGUCACUUCUUCACAUUCAUGUGUAUUUUUAUUUCUUGUAUGCUAUUUAACAGGUACAAUAAUUCUUUUAAUUACUAUUGCAAAUAACAGCUAAAAAGCUGUUUUGUAAAAAAACAUUUUAACAUGAGAAAGUGAUUCAGAACAUUCACAGCUGUAUUUUUAAAUAGAAAAAGUAACACAUUUCAACAACUUGAACUGAAACUCUGAUCCUCUCAUCAGACUCCUUUACUUUCUCAGUUGAGCCACUGGUUCAACUUACCCCAGAACUACUAUGAUGACUUUAUUAGUCCUCUAAGCUGAUACAGUGGACUUUUAUGUCAGGUUUUUGACCUCAUUGUAGCUCAUAGAUACCACAACUGAUGUAUAAAACAAAUUUAAAAUGAUUUUUUUUUGUCUGAACACAAUUCUAAUAAAACUCAUGACAGACUAAAUUCACUUUCAAAAGUGAAAAAUGUUUUUUUGUAAAUAAAUGUCUAACCCCUUCACCCAUGUGCUUCUAACCUUCACAGACUCCAUGAAUUGAUGCCCAUCUCCUAAAUAUUUGGUCACAUGAUCAAUUUCUUUUACCUUUUCCAAUUAACAGGGGGUGGCUCAACUUACCCUUUGGCUCAACUUACCCCACUCUCCCCUACAUAAAAAACAGUCAGGCAAAAAUUCACACCAGUCAGUCUUUUUUAUUGCAUUAAGAUGCUUUUUGUGUCAACUGCCCUUGACUUCAUCCAUGGUGUAAACCUCCGGAAAAUAAACACAUCACGUAUACCAAAACACUACACACCUCCAGAAGGAGUUCUUAUUGCACAGAAAAACUACUUCUAGUAUUUUUAAUAGUGCUUUCCAUCAGGGAGAAUUCAGCAAACACACUCAUUAAAAAAUAAAUAUUUUUUUAACAGUUGCAUAAGAAAUUUUUUAAAAAGUGCCUGAAAUAUUUGGAACUUUUUGGCAAAGAGAGACUGUAAGCCCAGCUGACUUGUCGCCUCUUGAACAAUUCAAUCACCUGUCCCGAUUUUUUUUCUUCCAAAGCUUAGUUGAGACUUGUCCCGUAACAUGACCUUUCACGCUUGUCACUCUCCUCUCUGUAGUCCUGCACCGCUGCUCCAUCUUCAAUGCCCCGAGCGUACAGACGCACCAACUGGCCGUGGACUCUAAAGAGGAGUUCACACAGUUUAAAACUUCUCUGUUGGUACAUGACAAAGCUGAGUAACAAAGUUGAAGCUAGAAUUGGAGGGAUAAUGCAGUAGUCCAUGAAUGUGCUAAAAGCCUCUCAUGGACAGUUGCACUCUCUCACCUGCUGAGGAUCUCUGUUGAAGGCAGGAUCUCUCCAUCACAGUUCCACACUGACACGGCGGGAGCUUUGCUGCAGCACACACCACAUAAAAAAGAGUUGGCUGUUUUCUGCCUCUUUGUUGGUUCUCGUGCUGCGCCUUUCUCUGCCAGGUGCUGUUGAGAUCCGUUCCUGCUAGCAGUGUCAGUGUAACCCCGCUCUUCAUCGUUACUCUGCCCUUCACGUUCAGCAAACGAGUCCUCCUCUUUGUCCGGGGGUAGAGAGAAGCGAACGGCCUUAACCCGAUGGACUUCAACAAAUGGCAGGUCAAACUAAGAAAAGCAGGACAGAGACUGAGCCAUUUAGUGUUUACAUUUGAAGGAACGGCUUUGUUUGCUUUGUUUGGAUUAAAAGAGCACAAACCUGGUCCUGAGAACUUGUGUGCCUGUAGAGGAACUUGAGGAAUCCCAGCGGGUGAGUGUCCCACACCAGAAUGAGGUCCCCUGUCCCGUCUGCCAGGUGAGCGGAGGGAGAAAGGCCCAGGGGACUUCUGGGAUUUGAGCUAGACAUGCAAGUGAGGGACACACACCUGAAUCUGCCCUCUACACUCACCCACUCACCUGAAGAGACAAAAAGAAAUCAGAAAAUCAGGAUCUUUUCCUGUGCAUUAGAUAGGACUACUCAGGUUUUUCACAAAAACAAAGCAAUUCACCAAAACUGGCUUUACUUGUAGUGAUUUAUGAGUGUUUUUUUUUCUCUUUUUAGCCAAACAUUUGUUUAACUUUGCUCUGUAGUGAUUGUUUCAUUGAGCAGCUCUUACAUUUUACAUAACUUUGCACUCUUAUCCUCACUAAUGCCAAACAUUUCCUCUCAUUUCUGCUGUAGUUUGUCAAUCAAUUUACAACAUGCUUCAAGUUGUUUACCCUGUGAAAACUUAUUUGACUAACAAUUUCAAGCAAAAGUGUUUUCUCCUAACCUGAGGGGGUCUUUGCGAUUUCUGAUCUUUUCCCCACACUUUCCUUCUCAUCUUGUGGAGUGGUAUAAAUCCUGCCUUACCUUGCAAUCAGUUUAGACUAAAAGAAAGAUUCCCAUUCCUGACUUUAACAGAGACAAGACUAUUUUGUGUGUGUGCAUGUGUGUGUGUGGUCUCACCCUCUGAGUCAUUAUUGUACUGGCUGUGGUAGGAGCUGUACAGUGAGCCGGAGUCUGAAGAGUUGGGGAAGAGCCUCUCUGUACUUCUGGAGCAAACGCUGCACCUAAACACACAAACACAUACCGUACAUACAUGCACAAACACACACACACAGAGAACACAAACACAAAGGGUUUUCACUCUGUUUGAAAGUCUGUGAAACAACAAGUUCCUCUACCUUGACACCCGUUCAUAGGAGGAUCAUAAACCCUGAAGCUAACAGCCAAGGACAGCUGCCGCAGACAAAGAGCGAGGAAUUGUUCACUAUAAUAGAGCUCCAAGGCUCACCUUUCAGCUAGAUCAAGUUCCCCUUGCCCUGGUUCAUACCCUCCUUAAGGUGCAAACAACACCUGAGCCCAAACCACAGGUGGUAGCAAUUACAGUGUCUCAAACAGUGAAUUCGAACCAUUUCACCAGUGCUUAAAUAAUAAUGAUUCUUCUCCAAGGACACUUUCUCUCUUUGUUAUAAAAAGGGUUUAAUGUUUGCAAGGUCAAACUUUCUGUUGUGGUGAGACAGUUUAGAAAAGGAUAAAGACACACGAGGAGACAGUGAGUGAAAUACAGUGAACAGCCAUCCUCUGAGAUAAGGGAUGUGGUUGUUGGUACUUUACCCUGCGAGGCAGCGUGUUCUGUCUCUGGGGCUGGAGAGGACCGGGUCUGCUGGUAGAUACUGAACUACGCCUGCAUAGCUUCUGUUGCUCAGGUACACCACUGUGCCUACACAAAGGGGGCAGUUAGAUCAGCAGAUAUUCAAAAAAAUGAAAACAAGUUAUUUGCAAAACAGCUUGUUAUUUUUCUAACAAUGAACAGAGCUUUGAGCAUGUCAUGUCUAAUAAUUUAGAUGUCAUGCAUUUGUUUAUUCAUUUGUUUAUUUAGAGGUAAGUACCCUAUUUUAUAGUGAUUUCUCUGUAUUCUGGUAAUCACAGGUACUGAUACACAACAGGACACCAUGUUAUAUUGUUUAAUUACUGUCAAUGGUAAAAAUACAAAAUAAGUUCAUAAAAUAAGGUUACCUAGGAUGUGAAACUAUGGGUUGUGACUGUAUACUUAAUAAGACAAUGUUAACUGAGGUGAUACAUCAGCUAAUACGUCAGCAAAAAUCAAAACUGGUUCUGAACAAUUCCCCCCCAGGGCCUUUUUCCUCUGACAUCGGCUGAGAAACUCCAGUGCUCCCAAGCUUUA